Molecule: messenger RNA, 1563 nt
Organism: Kogia breviceps (pygmy sperm whale)
Lineage: Eukaryota; Metazoa; Chordata; Mammalia; Artiodactyla; Physeteridae
Source: RefSeq, a predicted model, not a curated record
AUGCCAGAAAGACAGAAGUGCCUCCAGUGUUUUAGACCUGGAGACUGGGUGCUCUUCAUAACGUGGAAGGAUGUACACCCGAAGAACCAACUCCAGCCAUGGUGGGUGGGGCCUUACCAGGUUCUGCUAGUAACUUGCUCAUCUGUUAAAUCAACAGGAGUCAAGCUAUGGAUCCACUGCACAUGGUUGAAGCUGGCUUCUGACCCAACUACAAGUCCACAGUCCUCGGCAGUUACAGAAAAGACAACCACAACACUGACUGAAAACCUGUGCUCCUUCCUACAAGUCUGGACUGGGGCUUCAGUUAAAAUUAAAGAGGUGUCUGCUGCUUCCUGGGAGGAAAAUACUCUCAUUAGGUUGUCUCAGAGUAUAGCCAGAGGUAGGAAUUUAAGUAAUUGUUGGAUAUGUCAUUUGAAAUCUGAAACCAUCAAGGAAAACUAUAUCCCAUAUGUGAUCCCUGUAACUGAGUUUUAUACUAUACCAGACCCCAUAACCUACUAUAAUCUUCCUCCUUCAGGCAUCACAUUCCAAGUUAAUCUAAUUCAGGAAAUUCAGAAUAUCCCAACACCUUGCUUCAACCUGUCUGAAGUAAUUUCCAUUGGAGGGGAAGUUACUACCGGUCCCCCGCGUUCCCUCAAAUUUCUCCUGAAAAAAUGUGAUGCCCAAAAUCCCCUGAAUUGUACACUUGACAAAUGUGUAAGGGCUAAAAAUGACACAAAUUUAUGCCAGAAAGCCAGACAAGUUGGAUAUCAUGUAAAUGGACUAUGGAAGGCUUGCAGUAGCUCUGACCCCUGGCUUGAUAACAUAAUCUCUGUAUUACCCAAAAAUGAAAGAAUUGAUGACACUACCAUGGGAGGUAUAACUUGCUCUCCUCCAGGAUAUAUCUUUGUCUGUGGCAUAGGGAGUGACUCACCAACACAAGGGUGGGCAUUUCGCUGCUUAGACAGCUGGGAAAUUGAAGGGUCAUGCCUACUGGGAUAUUUUAGGAUCCCUUUCUCCUUGCACAGCCUGGAGAGCAUCACUUCCCUCUCUAAAUCAAACACACAUCUUAAAAGAGAGAUAUUGGAAGGGUAUGAUGACAAUAUAGGACAAAGUAUUUUUGGCAGCCCCAUACCAUCUGCCAGACUUUAUGUCAAUAGAGAUAUGAUUCAUAAUGUAUCUGCCACAAUUGGGCAAAUUGCUGAGGAAAUAGCUAAAAGUAUUGCAGCCCGACAAACAUCUUUGGACUCAUUGGCUCGAGUGGUCCUGGAUAAUAGAAUAGCCCUUGACUUCUUAUUGGCAAAACAAGGAGGAGUAUGUGCAGUGGCUCAUACCACAUGCUGUACAUACGUCAAUACCUCUGGAGAAGUUGAAACCCGAGCCAACAGAAUAAUUCAAAAGGCUACCUGGUUACAGGAUGUACGUAAAGAGGACAUGCAUCAGGACUUAUUUUCCUGGAAAAAGCAUGAGUUUUUGAGGCCUUCUCAGAGUUAUAAAGAGCAGACUCAAACAGUUAAUGAUUACAGAAGUGAGGAAAUGCAGAAACAAAGGAAAAGCAAUCAAGCAAGAAAAGCUCAGCCAUAA